AUGGAGCAGAAUAACUUGCGUCGGAAAGAUACCACGAAAGGCCCGCCACUCCGUAUUCUAUCUCUAGAUGGUGGAGGAGUGCGCGGCUACUCCAUGCUCAUUAUUCUUCAAGAACUCAUGCACCGCGUCUACGUCGAGACCGAAGGCAAACCCCCCAGCAGAGAUGCCACUCCCAAACCCUGCGACUAUUUCGACCUCAUAGGCGGGACCGGAACAGGGGGGCUCAUUGCCAUCAUGCUUGGCCGCUUGCGCAUGGACUUGGAAACAUGCAUGGACGUCUAUGUGAAAAUGACCAGGAAGGUCUUCGAGACCGACAAGACUUUUGCCGGAAUCCCCUACAAACAGACCCUGUUCAAGGCCUCGAAACUCGAAGAGGCGAUUAAGGAAUGCGUUAGAGCCCAUACCGUCUAUGAAGACGAGGGAAAUGAUGGGACCUCCGCAGGCGGGAGAGAGUUCCAGGACCUGAGCAGCCCCAUCAGUGCGACCAGCGCGGUGGCUAUGAGAAGGUCCAUGAGUGUGCGCUCCGGGACCUCUGGCUCAAGUGCAGUCAACUCGAGAAACUCGCUUUUCUCCCCGGCCUUUUCCGGUGGCGGCAAUGCGAACGCCAGCUUAUAUGAUGGACGCGAAAACCGCACAAAGACCGCCGUGACAGCCGUCUACCAAGGUACGAACCCGCGGACAGGCUCCUCCGUUCUUCUGCGGAGUUAUGACUCACGAAAAGAGCCGGCUCCGGAGUUCAACUGCACCAUAUGGCAAGCUGGCCGGGCCACGUCGGCGGUGGGAUUGGCAUUCAAACCGAUACAGAUCGGACACUCCAUCUUCCAUGACGAAGGGGCUGGCAAAUACAACCCUGCGCCACAACUGCUCGAAGAGGCCACAGUCAAUGAAUGGCCCGGAAGGGAGGUCGGUGUCUUCAUUAGUAUUGGAACAGGAAAGCGUCCCGAGGGAACCGACUCGGCCAAGCAGGAAUGGUGGGAGGGCUUCGUGGGAGGCGGCAUGGGUGCGUUUGCCGAAGCACGGCGCCGUCUGAUGGCCAAGAUCGAGGACUGCGAGGGGAUCCAUCAACAAAUGAUCAGAACCGAGUUGGCCAAACGCGGCGUGCCGGUCGAGAACUAUUACAGACUCAACGUCUCGGUCGGGGUCGGUGGGUUUGCGAUGAAUGAGUGGCAGCACUUGAGCGAGAUGACCACCAACACGAGGAAAUACAUUCGGGAAGAGAUCAGUCAACGCAUGCUCGUGGAUGCGGCAGUCAAAAUGGCCAAGAUCGAGCUCACCAAGAGACGUCAAGAACAUCGUUCGGAUCCGCACAGUCGAGAGUCCAGCUGGUCAUACCGCCAAAGGAACUUCCCGUCCCCAUCCAGCCCUCCUGUGGCUCCAGCCCAUCCAGGGGCUGUGGAGUUGCCGGCCGACGACGCGAUGCAGCACACGCCACCUCUCCAAUACAGAAUGCCCGGUAAUCCCCCAUAUCCGCCCGACACGCUUGCGCCAUCUCGAGAGAAAUUCACAUUGGCUCCAGGAGACUCAACACCACCAAGAUCAUCCAGUGAAUUGCCGUAUCGGAGCAACGAUGAGAAGGUAUUAUACCAGAUACCACAUCCGCCGCCCUCACAUAACCCUUCGGAGCCACCACCAAGACCACCGAAGACUCCCAUCAACGAUCCUGCCUAUCCUGCUCACCCUGCUCGACCCCGCCAGCAUGUUUCGCCUCUCAGAUUGAACGGCGCUCCCAGACCUCCAUACCCCGAUUUCGACGACGGCCCGCCACCAAUGGUCAGCAAGCUCAGAAAACCGGAAUAUGCACCCAGAUGA
Messenger RNA from Capronia coronata CBS 617.96, 1809 nucleotides. RefSeq lists its product as uncharacterized. Gene Ontology annotation, biological process: arachidonate metabolic process. NCBI's taxonomy places the organism in Eukaryota, Fungi, Ascomycota, Eurotiomycetes, Chaetothyriales, Herpotrichiellaceae. Gene Ontology annotation, cellular component: membrane. Bases 1 to 1809 code for a protein of 602 amino acids. The record is from RefSeq and is a predicted model, not a curated record. The transcript is spliced from 3 exons.